This is a messenger RNA of Zea mays, 1973 nucleotides long. RefSeq lists its product as uncharacterized. The record is from RefSeq and is marked validated. The transcript has 2 exons. Bases 1011 to 1586 code for a protein of 191 amino acids. Gene Ontology annotation, molecular function: zinc ion binding. Lineage: Eukaryota; Viridiplantae; Streptophyta; Magnoliopsida; Poales; Poaceae.
CGGAAAAAACAACACCGCUCCACUGCGGGGCUGCCCAUCUUCUUCUGACCUCUUUCUUCUCCGCAUCCACUGCCGCGACGGGACCUCGCCGCGGUGCGACCUCACCGCUCCACUGACGCAACCUCGUCGGCUGUGCCAUGGGAGCUCUGGCCCCCUCGCAUCAGCUGCUGGCGGGCCCGCGAGCUAGGGUUUCCGGUCACCGCGGAUCUCGACGGCCUCCUUCGCUGAGCUCCUCACAGCCCCGCGAUGCAAUAUCGUCAGCCGUGCCGCCUGAGGUAACUGCCAAAUGAAUUAGCCUGUCCUCCCUAAUCAUAAUCUGUUCAAUAACCUUGUAGUGCCCAAGCUUAACAGACUCCGGAUUAUCAAAAGUUGAUGCGAUCUCACCACCAGUGACAAGAGCUAGCCGUUCAAUGCCCUCAAAAUCAGCAUGCUCAAUUGCGAGGAUGCCAACAUCAACAAAGAGUUCUUCAGGGAAGUUAUAGAUUAACUGCCUGUUGACAAAAUAGUUGAUCCCAUGCGCUAUAAUCUUCUGCACCUUCUUUCUCAUUUUCUGCUUUUCAGCAGCUUCAAUAUCUGCAACCUUAAACAUUGAAUCCACCCAGACACAUGCCCCAUAGUCUUAAAUCUGUGUCCAUAGCACUGUUUGCAACCAAAAUUUUGGCAUUCUCAAUUCUCUUAGGUUGCCCAAUGCCAAUUUUCUUGUCAAGAAUGAACCCUUCAUCCAAAAAGGAGUCCUUAAGAGAUCCUCCAGGUUUCUUCAGAAUUUGAAUGGCUUCCAGGUUGGUGCUGCCCUUAAGCCUUAAUACAGCGUCAACUGCAAGUUCAGCAAAGUACUCUUUAUCCUGGGAAAGAAUUUUUGAACUAAGGGUAGUCAUAGCAAUGUUCAUGAGAUCAGCUCUGAACUUAUCUGAACAUACUGUACAUGUUAAAUCAGUGCUUUACUUUGAACUAAUAAAACACCGUUAACUGGUAAUUUAUCAUUGCUAUGGUCCUUCAGGCUAUUUGAGGAGAUGUCGUCAUCGUCAUCAUCAUCCUUACUCUCUGGCUCCAAUACUGUGAGUGUUGAGCUUCAUCUAAUCCCUUGCAAGCUCUGCAAUGGGGUGGUGAUUGAGCGGGUCUCCAAACAACCAGAAAGCACAUCGAGGAAGUUCUACCGGUGCAGAGCCAAGAAAAUGGAUGGGUCUCAAUGUGAUUUUUUCCAUUGGCAAGCGAGCUAUGCUGUUUUGUUAAUCAAGGAUGGGGUUGUCAGUGGUGACCAUUGCCUUGAGUUGUUAAUGGUCGCACUUAAUGAUCAUGGCAAAGCUGUUGAAUCUCUAACCAAUUCCAUCAGAGAGAUGAAGAAAAAGUUGUCCGACCUGGAGUUAGUGAUGGAAGAGCUGGAUAACGUGAAAAAGUCAAUGAAGGCAGCCAUGGUUGGAAUUGAGGAAAACAAUAAAACGAUAGCUGCAUUGAAACUGAUGGAGAAUGAGAUGCAAAUGCUGAAAGGGUCAACUAAAGUGAAACCUAGGAAUAUGGCACUGUGUUUUCUGCUUUUGGCGUUGAUUGGGUGGUUUGUGAUGGGACAGAUGUAUUGGGGGGAGGAUUAGGAAGCAUCCGGCCGAUUUAUGCUGAGAGGCUAAUGAACUUUGGAUGGACUUUUGUAUAGCUAGAUAUAAUCAGAACUGGUUAGGCCUAGAGAUGGCAAUGGGGACCCGAUCCCCGAUUCCCCGCGGGGAAUUCAUCCAUUAGGGGAUGGGGAUGGGGAAGAAACUUCCCCCGCGGGGAUAUAAACGGGGAAAGUUUAUCCCCCGACGGGUAAAUGGGGAUGGGGACGGGGAAGCAUUCCCCAUCCCCGUUCCCCGUGGGGACCCGUUAACUUGCAUGUGACUAUGUUUUUGUGUACCGGUUAACAACAAAAAUAAAUAAUUACCUUGUCAAGAGACCACUAAUUGUACAAAUGUGUUCAUUUUGAUGUAUGCAUAAUGAUUUCUUAC